AUGACACCUAGUAGUGAUAAUAACAAUGUUCAUCGUCCAGGUGCACUUAAGCAACAAAAUAAAAAAUUUAAAACUGGUCGUCAUCGAUCUCAGCAUGAAAUUAAACGAAGCACAAAAGGUCGAGUUGCAGAAAACAAACAUGCGCGUAGUUUAAAACGUUUAAAUAUCACCAGUAAACAAGAUCGAGUAAAUGCAGCUAUUCAACUUCGAAAACAAAAGCUUCAGGCGAAUAAACAAGCAAGACAAACAAUUGGAGCUAUUGAUGGAGUUCCACAAAUAAUUACAGUAAUACCUCUAUCAUCGGAUGUUAAUGUUUUUUCAAUCGUUGAAUUAAUAACAAGUUCUAUUAAUGAUCAAAAAUCAUCUGAUCAAGCAACUGAUUGUGGUGCAAGAAUUUAUACAUGUCCAAAACUCCGAUCGAAAUUUUGUUUUUUAACACCAACAGUAACAAAUUUAGAAAACAUUCUGGAUUGUGCAAAGAUGUCUGAUACAAUAAUUUACAUAAUAUCGUCAUCGACUGGUUUAUCAAUAGAAGGUGAUUAUUUAAUUGAUUUAAUUAAUAUACAUUGUCUUCCCCAAUCAAUUAUUUAUUCCGUAAUAUCAUCUUCAAACGAUGACAACAUGUCAACAAUAUCAUCAACAUCAAAAGUUUCGUCAUUUAAAAAUUUAGAAAAAUUUCUUGAAAAAAAAUUUUCCGAUGUUAAAUUAACUCCAUUAGAUAAUCAACAAGAUGCCCAACGUCUUCUUAAUAAAUUAACACAACAGAAAUUAAUUAAAAUAAGUAAAAAAUUUCAAAGACCUUACUUAUUUGCUCAAACGUUUUCUUAUGAAAAUCCAAAAUCAUCAAAAAGUACAUUAAAAUUAAGUGGAUACUUGCGUGGAACUCAUUUAUCUCCCAACGAUCUUGUUUAUAUUCCUAAUUUAGGAACAUUUCAAUUAGAAAAAAUUGAAGAACAUCGAUUUCAACGAGAUUCUGAUGGAAUAUUAAAACCAAUAGUUGAAAAUAAUUAUUUACCUGAUAAAGAUCUUCAACGAUCGUUAUCAUUUGAAGCUGAACAAGAUCCAAUGAAUUAUGAUGAAGAUCAAACAUGGCCAACUAAAGAAGAAAUUGAUAAAGCAAAACAUCAAUUGAAAAAGCGUGUACCCAAAGGUACAUCACAAUAUCAAGCUGCAUGGAUAUUAUCAGAUGAUGAAGAUGAUAAUUCAGAAAAACAACAAAAUGAUUUAAAUGAUAAUGAACACGAUAUGAUGGAUGACUAUGCCGAUGAUCUGCAUUCAAUUCAACUCGAUCAAGCAGAUAAACAAGAUGAAGAAGAAGAAGAAGAAGAAAUGGAAGAAGUUGAGAUGAAUCCAAAUAAUUAUGAUGAAAAAUAUGAUUUAGAAGAAGAUAAACAAACUUUGAAACAAAUAAAAGAUGCAAAAUUAGAUGAACAAUUUCCCGAUGAAAUUGAUACACCAAUGGAUGUUCCUGCUCGUGUUCGAUUUCAAAAAUAUCGAGGUUUGAAAAGUUUUCGAACAACAAAAUGGGAUGUGAAAGAAAAUUUACCAUCUGAUUAUGGAAGAAUUUAUCAAUUUCCGAAUUUUCGUGCUAUGAUUAAACAAAUACAAAAUGAACAAGACAAUAAUCAAAUAACACAAGAUCAUGCUCCGGUUCAUAGUUAUGUAACUCUUUACGUAAAAGAUGUUCCUGUUACUCGAUUUGAACCUGGCUAUCAUUUAUUUUCAACUGGUCUUUUACCAUAUGAGCAAUGUCUAUCAGUAUUAAAUAUUGUUUUAAAUCGAACGAAUGAUAGUGAAAUAAUUCUUAAAUCCAAAGAACGUCUUAUAUUUCAUGUCGGUUUUCGUCGUUUUGCAAGUUCACCAAUUUAUUCUCAGCAUACAAAUGGAGAUAAACAUAAAUUCGAAAGAUAUUUUCGAGCUCAUCAAACAUUGGUUGCAACAUGUUUUGGUCCAAUAACAUAUCCACCAGCAUCUGUUUUAGCAUUUAAAGAAUACCCUGAUGGUCGUCAAGAAUUAGUAGCUACUGGUUCAGUUCUUUCAGUUAAUCCAGAUCGUGUAACAUUAAAAAGAAUUGUAAUCAGCGGACAUCCAUUUAAAAUUCAUAAAAGAUCAGCUGUUAUUCGAUAUAUGUUUUUUAAUCCUGAUGAUAUUAAUUGGUUUAAACCAAUUGAAUUACGUACACGAUGGGGUCGACGAGGACAUAUCAAAGAAUCACUUGGUACACACGGUCAUAUGAAAUGUCAAUUUGAUGGAAUUCUUAAAUCACAAGAUACUAUUUUUAUGAAUCUCUACAAACGUAUUUAUCCAAAAUGGACAUAUGAACCAUUAUCUAUUCAACAACAACAAAAAGAGAAAGAAACUAAUGAAGAACAUAUUAUGCAAUGA
Molecule: messenger RNA, 2385 nt
Organism: Rotaria socialis
Lineage: Eukaryota; Metazoa; Rotifera; Eurotatoria; Philodinida; Philodinidae
Source: the annotation of a GenBank genome assembly